This is a messenger RNA of Biomphalaria glabrata, 1333 nucleotides long. Its product is annotated as MORN repeat-containing protein 2-like. The coding region runs from base 143 to 583 and encodes 146 amino acids. The transcript has 4 exons. Lineage: Eukaryota; Metazoa; Mollusca; Gastropoda; Planorbidae. The record is from RefSeq and is a predicted model, not a curated record.
GUUUGGCUUUAACGCUCAACUUUUCAUUGCCAUAGAGUUGUUUACAAAUGGCGACAUUAAGUGAUUGAUAUAAACGUAUUUUUAAUUUAAGUUAAUCUAAAUACUAGAUCUACUGCAGAGAAGAAAAAUUAAUAACUAAAAAAUGACAGGAGACAAGAAGGAAAAGAAAAAAGAAAAAUUUUCUCCUGAGAUUACUUCUGGUGUCUUUAUUUUUCCCAAUGGAGAUAAAUACGAAGGGGAUUGCAUACAAACAGAGCUUGGUUCUCUGGAAAGAAAUGGUCAAGGCACCCACACUAGUGUUUCUGGCAUUGUUUAUGAAGGUUCAUGGGCCAAUGACAAUAUGAAUGGUAAAGGAAAAUUAACUCAUCCUUCUAACGCAGUUUAUGAGGGUGACUUUGUCAAUAACCAGUUUCAUGGACAUGGAAAAUACACAUGGCCAGAUGGUUCCUAUUAUGUUGGGACAUUUGUAGAAAACAGGCUAGAAGGUGAAGGAGAAUUUUAUGAUACAGAGGGUCAAAUCUGGACUGGAGCUUUUCGUUUUAGAGCUGCACCAGGUCUUAAAUUCAAAUUGAAUAUGAACUAAUUUUGUAAAUGAUAUUCAAUGUUCAAAAUGAAUCCUGUAAAUAGUUCUUUCUAAAUUAUGACUCAAUCAUUGCAAUUUAUUUUUAUAGUGGAUUAGGAAAAUAUUUUAACCAUGCAUUUUUUGGAUCAAUUACUUGCUAACUAUUUAAAAUCAAAAUAGUUUCUAUAAUGUUUAUAUUUCUUUCUUUUUGGUCCUAAGUUUUUAUUACAUGGUAUGAUUCACAUCACAUAAUCACAUAGGCUAUAUGUUUGUUAUGAAAUGUGAAGUAGCAGGCUUGAUGGCAGCAAUCAUUAUAAAUGCUCUGCCUCAUCCAGAAAUCCCACCCCAACCAGAUCUCUUUAUAUACUCUUAACACUUAAGAAAGUUUGUUUUUUUAAAUAUGAUGCUUAAAUUUUCUAUUUUCAACUUGUGUUGCUUGGAACCAAUCAUUAGACUUUUAAACACACUCUGUUACAUCAGUGUCUAUCAGUUAUACUAGAUACAAGUUAAAGUUGCUGAAAAUAGUAACUGGAUAUUGACAAAUAAAAAUGCUGUAUCAGAAUUACCUCAAAACUUUCUUAUAAUAAAAGCAAUUAUCUCAAAGUGGUAAAAAUGUUUAGAUUGUUCUACAUUGUUCUAUUGUGGUAAAUGGAAUAAUUAUUUAUUUACUUCAAACUCAGUAGAUUAAAUGUGCUGAUUUUGAACACAUUGAUGAUGAUGUUUUAUACAAUUAUGAGAUUGACAUACAACAAUAAACUGCUCUAUUGAUUA